Molecule: messenger RNA, 1863 nt
Organism: Synchiropus splendidus (mandarinfish)
Lineage: Eukaryota; Metazoa; Chordata; Actinopteri; Syngnathiformes; Callionymidae
Gene: ttc1
Product: tetratricopeptide repeat domain 1
Exons: 8
Coding region: 140-1129 (329 amino acids)
Molecular function (GO): protein binding
Source: RefSeq, a predicted model, not a curated record
GCAUUAGAUGCCGCGAGGAAGUAGAAGGUUCGUGAUCCGGAAGUUGUGUCGAUAUGAUACAGUAGCAGCAGCAGGCUAAGCAGUUUCAGCAGGUCUGCACCCAAUGAGCUUCCACUGAUGUUCAGCCCCACCACAAGAAAUGUCUGGCUCUGAUCUUCUUGCGACCGGGGAGCUCAUGACCAGUCGCCAAGAUGAUCCCUGCUGCAGAGACAAGGAGGACAGCGAGGACUUCUACGACUGUCAGGAGACUCUGGAGUUUGCAGACCAACAGCAGGGCGAAGGGGAGAAGACACUAACCUCAGUGGAAAGACUGUGUAGCGAGAGACAGGAGGAAGAGAGCCAGACAGCUGCUGCGGGACAGGAGGAGAGCGAAGGGUCGGGUGAUGAUCGAUGUCAAGAAAACGGACUUCACGACACAGAUCCAGCCCAUGGAGAUGCUGGUCCUGACUACACUGAAGUCCAAGGUCCAGAGGAUGACUCAGACUCCGAACUGAAGGAGGAGAAGAGUCAGGCGCUGGAAUUUGACGACGAGUAUCUUCGGGAGGCAGAGAAGGAGCUGACAGAGGAGGAGAAGGAGAGUCGACGACAACAGAGUCUGAGUCUGAAGGAGCGAGGCAACUCUCAGUUCAAGUCUGGAGACUGGGCCGAGGCGGAGGGCAGCUACACGGAGGCGCUGGUUUCAUGCCCGGUGUGCUUCAGCCGAGAGCGAGCCGUUCUCUUCUCCAACCGAGCCGCUGCCAGACUGCACAUGGACAAGAAGGAGCUGGCCAUCGCCGACUGCAGCCGAGCGAUAGAGCUGAACCCAGACUACCUGCGGGCGCUGCUGAGGAGGGCGGAGCUUUACGAGCAGACGGAGAAGCUGGACGAGGCGCUGGAGGACUACAAGACUGUUCUGGAGCGAGACCCGAGCCAGAGUGCCGCCAGGCAGGCCUGCAUGAGGUUGCCGCAGCAGAUCAACGAACGAAAUGAAAAACUAAAGGAGGAGAUGAUGAGUAAACUCAAAGACCUGGGCAACAUGUUUCUGCGACCGUUCGGGCUCUCAACCAGCAACUUUGAAGUGAACCAGGACUCCGGCACCGGGUCGUACUCCCUUAAGUUUGUCCAAAAUCCUAACAACAACAACAGAUGACAUCACUGGCCGGUUGAACAGACAAAUAAAUUGUGACUGCUCUGCCCUCUACUGCCUCUCGCUGGUCACCAGACGAAUGACAACUUGUGUUUUUACUCUGAAAUAAAGCUUCACUCCGACACAAGUUCAACAUUUUAAUACUAAACAACGGAUGACGAAUAAGUUACACACGUCACUGCGACCUCCGGGACAGCAGCAUCUCUCGGAUGUUGUCUUCAGCUUCCUUGACGCUCCGCUCCAGGUACACCUUCUUCUGCUGCAGGUCACAAGCGACACGUUACACAACAAGACUGCGCUGGGUUGCUCAGCAGCUGGUGAAUUAUAAACACUAUUUACCUCCAGUUCUUUGAUUUUCUCAUCAGCAGUUCUCUGUUUGUCCGUGAGCUGGUUAUUGAUGUCUUCUUUAGACUGAAGAAUGAACCUGAGACACACACAGAUGUGAGUCAACCCAGUCCAGCCUGUGAAGCAAUCCUCCCCCUGGUGGACUCACAUGCGGCCGACGCCCUCAUACAGUCGGAUGUUGUCGGGCAGUGAGGUCAUCUGCGUCUGUGUGAUUUUGGCGUGUUUCUGGACUCGGGUCAGCUGAUCGAUCUGCAGGUCCGCCAGCUUGACUUUCUGCUGCGUGUCGAUCAUCUUCACCUGCAGCUCAGAGAAGGCCUGAGAGACCCAAGAGCUUGUUGAGAUGCACUUGAGAAUGCUUGGUUGAUCAUUCAUAAAACAUGUGAAAAUCUUUA